Messenger RNA from Oncorhynchus masou masou (cherry salmon), 870 nucleotides. RefSeq lists its product as uncharacterized. The record is from RefSeq and is a predicted model, not a curated record. The transcript has 6 exons. Bases 136 to 825 code for a protein of 229 amino acids. Gene Ontology annotation, molecular function: zinc ion binding. Lineage: Eukaryota; Metazoa; Chordata; Actinopteri; Salmoniformes; Salmonidae.
UGCGCCCAAACAGGUUAUGGCCCUGGCUGCCGUGCAAGAAUGAUUUAUUCCUUGAUUUUUCCGCAUCCUCCGAGACUCCAGCUAGCAAGAAUGAAAAGGGGUUCAAGAUGUAUAUAGGUAGCUACAUAGACAACUAUGAAGUAUCUAACAAAGAAACAUUUGACAGGGGAUAUCACCGUGAGGGCUGCCUGUCACAGGUCCAUGAGGAAGAGUGAAAAGCUGCACAGCAUGAGAAUGGUGUUAAAGCACUCCGUACCAGUGAUAGUGGUCCAAAGCCACUGCUCCUGUGUUGCAGGAAGUGCUCUGUGCAAUCAUCUGGUGGCCCUUCUUUACCAGACAGCGCACUACUCUCAACUAAACAUUCCUGCUGCACCACCAGUUCACAGCUGCACAGACACAGAACAGCGUUGGCACAAGCCAAGAACACUUGGUGUGAAGCCAGGUCCGGUUGAUGGGAUAGAGUUCCGUAAAUCUACUAACUCGUGUGCUGAUGGAAUAAGAAGUUCUCUCUACAAAGCACUCAAUGGAUAUAUGCCUGACAUGGACCUUCUCCACCUCUCAGAAACGUACGCCAACUUUUCUCCACUUACUACCCCUCUUGUGACAACAAUGGAAAUGUCAGCUGACGUGCCCCUGGUUGAGUCCCCCUUUGGGCCAAUGCAAGCCGGCAGUGUUCUGUCCUAUCAGCUUCCACAGCCAAAGACCCGUGAAAUUGUGAAGAUUGCCGAUGCCCCUUCUCCACCAAUACUCCCAUUAGAUGGCUUCAGGCUUCCCAGUUUGCUUACGUCCUUAGCCAUCAGGAGCAGUUCCACCUCAAGGCAUUAGAGACAACCUACGAGAUGUCACACAAAGUCGAGGUUGCUACAAGGG